AGCUAUCGAGCAGUCUAAACAAGAAGUGCACGAUGAGAUUCCUGAUCGCUUUUGUUGCCAUCAUCGGCUAUGCUUCGGCUGGAGCCAUCCUCUCCCAUCUUGCGUACGGCGUGAACCCUGGUGACGCACAGGCCGCCGCCAUUGACGCCACCGUCGCAGCCCAGGACACCGCCCGCGCCAUCAACGAGGGACACGCCCGCGCCGCUGAAGCUGUCGUCCAACAUAAUACUGAAGCCGUCCGCCAGGCCGCCGAAGCCUCCCGCGAGAUUCACGAAACCGCCUACUGGAACGGCGUCGCCGCUAACCAGAACGCUGUCGCCGCCGCCCAGUCCCACUCCGCCGCUAUCAGCGGUGCCGCCGCCGCCGUGCGGGCUGCCCACCUCGCCUCUCCCUUGGUCACUGCCCCCUAUGGCAUCGCCGCACCUUACGGAAUCGCCGCUCCCUACACCGCUUACGGCGCUUACGGCGUCGCCCCCUACGGCCUCGGCGUCCACGCUUGGUAAACCGAUCACGACCGCGAGCCGUUAUUUUCUAAUAUCAGCUAUGCAAAAAUAGCAUGCUUUUUUUUAAUAGCAGAUAUUAUUGAAUAACGUUGCACGAUCGGCCUUGUCAACUAUUAAAUGCUUUAGUAAUUGACAACGUCGUGCCGGGCGUCGGUCGGGUCUGGUAACAUCGGUCAACGGUCGGUAUUUCCCGGAUCCCCGGUUGGCGCUUAGUGUUGCCAUUUCUUCAAAAACUCUACUCGGAUUUAUUGCUCAACGAUAAUCAAGUUUUUUUUUAAAAUAAAUAAAGUAACUCUCUUUGUUAAUAAAAGUCAUGCCAUCACUGCCAAAGUGUAAAUAAACACAUUUCUAUACA
This is a messenger RNA of Bombyx mori (domestic silkworm), 858 nucleotides long. RefSeq lists its product as hypothetical. The transcript has 2 exons. The record is from RefSeq and is marked provisional. Lineage: Eukaryota; Metazoa; Arthropoda; Insecta; Lepidoptera; Bombycidae. The coding region runs from base 33 to 503 and encodes 156 amino acids.